Messenger RNA from Australozyma saopauloensis, 474 nucleotides. Its product is annotated as succinate dehydrogenase membrane anchor subunit. Lineage: Eukaryota; Fungi; Ascomycota; Pichiomycetes; Serinales; Metschnikowiaceae. Gene Ontology annotation, cellular component: membrane; mitochondrial envelope. Gene Ontology annotation, biological process: mitochondrial electron transport, succinate to ubiquinone; tricarboxylic acid cycle. Bases 1 to 474 code for a protein of 157 amino acids. Gene Ontology annotation, molecular function: heme binding; succinate dehydrogenase (quinone) activity; ubiquinone binding. The record is from RefSeq and is a predicted model, not a curated record. The transcript has a single exon.
AUGUUGUCCGUCACACGUGUAGGUCUUCGCCAAAUCCAGCCAUCUUCGUUUGCUAGAGCCGGCCUUUUCGCCAGAUCCUUAACCACCAUCCCCCAGCCUCCCGGAGGUGUUACCGGUAACGUCAACGAGGCCUAUGUUCCACCUAAGCCACUGAAGUCGCAUGGCUCUUUCCACUGGACCAGCGAGAGAAUCGUUGCUGUCGGUUUGUUGCCUUUGGUUGGUUCUUCUUUCGCAGGCACCUCCUCCACCAUCAUCGACACAACCCUUGCUGCAUUCAUGUUGUACCACGUUCACUCUGGCUUCCAGUCGUGUAUCAUCGACUACAUUCCAUUGAGAGUUUACGGUUCCUUCCACAAGAUUUGCAUGUACUUGUUGACCUUCGGCACUGGUGUUGCCGGCUACGGUGUCUAUGAGAUUGAGCAGAAGGAAGAGGGCGGUUUGGCUGGUGUUGUCAGUCGCAUAUUUAAGGCAUAG